AUGCCGCCACCAUCGCAUCCCCAGGCCAAGUUCGACCCGAUUCCCCCGAACUUGGACCUUUUUACUCUGGUCGACCAUACCCCGAAUUUCGAAUGGGUCCUCCGAAUCUCGACCGCUCAGAUCCAAGGACUGGGCCCCCAGGAAUUUGAGAAGUUGGUCCAACUGCAAGUCAUUCAAGGCGGGAAGCCCUUGGUGAUUGAGAAAUGGAACGAGGUUCUCCCUGAGUGGCUUUUCAGCGGAGAGUGGAUGGAGAAGACAUACGACAAGAAACAGGAAAAUGUUCGUGACAUUACCGGUCAGACCGAGAUCCCGAUGACCACAGGGCACUAUAUGAGAGCCAUGAAGCAACUCACCAACCAAUGGACACCGAGCAAUUAUCGAGACGAGAGACGGCAACGGCUUUACCUGAAAGAUAUCGACUGCCCGCCCGAAUGGCAAGAACACCUGCAGAAGGUCAUUCCUCCCAAUCUGUUUUACAUGAACGAAAACGUCACGCACAAAGGAGUAGCAGAACCUCGAUCAAACGAUCCCUUCCGAGGCUUUGGCGAUAGAACAAAGGUGGCAGCCGCCGGGGAUCUCAUGUCAAGCCUGCCCGAGGAGAUGCGAGCACAGAAUCUCAUGUGCUACAUCGGACACGAAGGAACAUUUACCCCGGCGCAUCGUGAAAUGUGCGCCAGUCUCGGACAGAACAUCAUGGUCGAGGCUUCGGGCAGUGAGAACGGAGAGAAACCUGGAAGCUCCAUCUGGUUUAUGACGGAAACCAAGGAUCGAGAAGUCGUCCGCGAGUACUUCCUGUCUAUGCUCGGCCAUGACAUCGAAAUCGAGAAGCAUUUUGCCCAGAUCAAUGCCUGGAAAAAGGCAACCUUUCCCGUUUACAUCGUCGAGCAGAAGCCGGGCGAUUUUAUCCUCAUUCCCCCUCUGGCCCCCCACCAGGUCUGGAAUAGGGGUACGCGCACCAUGAAGGUCGCCUGGAACCGUACGACUGUCGAGACCUUGGACAUGGCACUUCACGAGGCCCUUCCCAAAGCUCGUCUUGUCUGUCGUGACGAGCAGUACAAAAACAAAGCCAUCAUUUAUUAUACGCUCAAAAAAUACUUCGCGCAGAUGGUAAAUGCCGAGCAGGACAACGAGAUGGGCAUUGCCGGUUUAAGCUCAGAGAUUUUCCGGUCUUCCUCACGGUAUAAGCAGCUUGCCAAAGAUUUCCGCCAUCUAUUCUCACUUUACACUGAGGUUCUCGUCGACGAAAUGUUUGCGACCAAGGAGAAAAACGUCGAAUAUGUCGAGUAUGACUCUUGCGUCACCUGCUCGUAUUGCAGAUCGAACAUUUUCAACAGGUUUCUGACCUGCAAGCACUGUGUGCGGACCCUGGUCAACGGGGACGAGGAUGCAUACGAUGUUUGUAUGGAAUGUUACGCCAUGGGACGAUCCUGUGUCUGCAUCUCCAAACUUCAGUGGUGCGAGCAAUGGUCGUGGGAACAACUGACGGAGAACUAUGAACUCUGGCGGGCAAUGGUGAUCAAGAAUGACGGCUUCGUCGAUAUAGAGCUAUCACCUCAGCCUCUUGAAAUCGCUCGCACCCGGCGAGGCAAGAAGGCACUAGCCGAAAUAUGUCAAAUGGGCUUGCACAGGCGACCUUUUAAAGAUAUCUCGAGGCUUGACGAGGAUAAGCCACUCACCGAGUCUGAACCAGAGCCAGAGCUGGACGACAAUGGCAAGCCCAAAAAGAAAAAGUACAAGCGCAAGAAGAAGAAGGGGGAACUUCGUCGCUGCCACGUUUGCUGUCACAAGGACUACGCCUACAAGGUGCAAGAAUGCUCAAACCCAAAGUGCAAAGAAAGCUACUGCUAUGGUGUACUUUACCGCGCUUUCGAUCAGAUGCCGCAGACGGUACAGGAGAACGAGAAUUGGCUUUGCCCAAAGUGUUUGGGUAUCUGCAACUGCGGCGCUUGUCGCCGUGCCGAGAUCGGUAACCCCUACACGCCAAAGAAUACCCUUCUUGGUCAUGAUACCCGAGCUAUCGCCGAUGAUAGAAGUGUCGAGGCUCUCGUCGACUUCCGAGUUCACAACCUGAACUGGCUCAAGACAGCUGGUGAAGAAGGCCGCAGCGCGAACAGCAAACGUAUGAAGGAGCUCAGGGAGAAGGCCGACACCGCAAAGGCUCAGGAGAGUGCCUCUCUGACUGCUGAAGACAUCGCUAAUGGCGCUAACGGUGCUGCUACAUCCGCGGAGGGUGGAAUGAACGGAUACGGAGACCAAAGUCAUGUCCUCAGCGAGCAGGACGGACACCAUGCUCAGAACCAAGGCGAUCUGGACGCAAAUCAAGACAUGUCGCAGAUGGACAUUGACCCGUCUGCUCCCAUGGCUAAUAUGAAUGGGGACCCUGAAUGGGACCAGUCAGCAUACCCGGAUCCCUUGGGCAUGGAUGGCCAACCCAUGUUCGGCAUGGGCUACUACCAGCAAAGUGGACCGGACCAGAUUCUGUUCGACCCGUUCCAAAUGCCUUCAAACGACGCCAUGGUGUUUGAUGAGGAGGCCGAGUUUGUCAAGAACAUGUUGCGGGCGCAGAAGCGGAAGGCAAAACAGGAGAAUGACAUGGAUCCAGACUUCCAUGGGCCCAGGAGCCAGAACAGGAAGAAGUCAAAGAAAGACGACGGUGCUGAUGAAUCUGCCAUGGAUCCGGCAUUGUUCGGUUCGGCGCAAUCUGCUGCCGCGGGCCCCGCACUCGAAGCUGCUGGCGGUGAAAUUGCUGAACCAGCAGGUGUGAGCGUUGGUCAGGAGGACGAAGCCUCGGCCCAGCUAGAAAGGGAGGCAGGACUGUUAGGCGGCGCGGCACGACGCGGGCUUCCAGCUCCCCAAUUACCGGCAAAUGUUCCUUCUUUGCGACAUGCAAGGCCUAGAGCGUCUUAUGCUGAGCCAGAAGAACCAAUGAUCGACGACCCCGACGAUAUGGUGCCGGCUUUCAAGCAAAGGCCGCCGGUACAAAACGAUGAGCCACAGCCGGGUGAUGACGGUAAUGAUCCUAGGGACCUGGCUUCUGACGCUGUACGCGCUCUUAUUCAGAAGGGAGCUGAUGCUGCGGCCGCCACCGCCGCCGCUACCGGAGCCGAAACGCCCACAGUGCCGAGGAGGAGGCCAGGCAGGCCGCCGCGGAGUGCGAACUCGACGCCGGCUUCGGCCACAAAGGCCCCCGUAGCCGAUGCUGUUCCAAGGCCGUCUGAUCUCGCAGCAAGGAAUGCGGCGAAGAAACGCGAAGAACGAGCAUCGCGACGGUCGGGCCUGAGCCGCGUUGUGACUAUCGAUGGAGCCAGCUCGUUCAACCCGAGAGCUAGGAAUAACUCCUUCAGCGACAACGACGACGAUGAUGCAGAUGACGAAGACGCAGCUCACGAUGUAACCGAAGCUGAACUCGAGGCUCAACUUGAGCGGGAGUUGGCUGGAGAAGGUCAGUCCCAGAACGCGCCCGUCACCUCUAUUGAAACCGAGACGGCGGAGGCGACUGCAGCACCGCCUAAGAGGCGCCGUGGCCGACCGCCCAAGAAUAAGACUGCCGCAGUAGAGAAGGAACCCGUCGAUCGAUCACCGCCCCCGCCUCCUGCGGGUGCGACAAAGAUGAUGUCAAUGGCAGCUCGUGUUGCAGCUCGCGGAGGAAAGUUUAAGAUCACUUCGCGCAAAUCGCGAGAUGCAAGUGCGAAGCAGACUCCCACUCCAACCCAGGCGUCAUCCGCGAGGCCAUCCGUCAGUCGUAGCGAGCAGCCGGCCAAGAUCGUACCUUCUACUGAAGAAGCAACGGAGCCAGCGAAGGAGACCACCAGAGAACCUUCGAGAGAGCCAAGCAUAGAUCUCACUCCUCCACCUCCUGUUGCGUCAGCUAGAGUGAGAGAGCCAAGCUCGGAUCAUACGCCGCCGCCCCCAGGCACCUCUGGAGACAGACAAUCUAGCUCUGAUCACACACCUCCGCCUCCCGGUGCUUCUAGAGACAGGCAGUCGAGCUCCGACCAUACGCCUCCGCCUCCAGGUGCCGUUGGUCGACGUUGGCGCAAGUCAGACGAAGACGGAUCAGACUUUGACGCUCCCGUGGCGUCGCCGUCCUCUGCAUCUUCCUCUGAUUCAGGCAUUCCCGCCGAUCGUUCUCCGCCACCGCCACCGCCGUCCGCACGCCGGGGUAGGCCUUCGGGUGGUCUGACUGUCGUGAGAAUCGGAUCCGAAUCGGAAUCGGAGAGCGAGAUUUCGUCGUCUUCCGAGUCGGAGAGUGGGAUCGGUGGUCCGGAGCCUAGCAGGAUGAGAGGGGGUUCUACUCGGGGUAGAGGGAGAGGACGUGGACGUGGACGUGGACGUGGACGUGGAAGGGGCCGUGGUAAUUGA
Colletotrichum phormii is the source of this 4362-nucleotide messenger RNA. RefSeq lists its product as uncharacterized. Bases 1 to 4362 code for a protein of 1453 amino acids. The record is from RefSeq and is a predicted model, not a curated record. NCBI's taxonomy places the organism in Eukaryota, Fungi, Ascomycota, Sordariomycetes, Glomerellales, Glomerellaceae. The transcript has 2 exons.